Molecule: messenger RNA, 546 nt
Organism: Eimeria acervulina
Lineage: Eukaryota; Apicomplexa; Conoidasida; Eucoccidiorida; Eimeriidae
Exons: 1
Coding region: 1-546 (181 amino acids)
Source: RefSeq, a predicted model, not a curated record
AUGGCUGAGGCCUGCGAGCCCUUUGAUUCAUCUCCCGUUGCUGCAGCAGAGGUGUACGUACACCGCAGCAACGCAGCUUCCCCAUCUACAGCAACAGCAGCAGCAGCAACAGCAGCAGCAGCAGCAGCAGCAGCAGAAGAUAUGGAUGGUGAAUGGUUUGAGGUGUCUGGCGAGGAGAGAGAGAGCGAGACCGCUGCAUCUCCCAGUGCUGAAGCAGCAGCAGAAGCAGCAGGAGCAGCAGGAGCUGCAUCUGGAGCUGCAGAUACACCUCAGCAAGCUUCAUACUUAGCUGAUGAAGCAGCUAUUCACGAGUUAAUAAAAAACCUUCGUUCUCUUCGAGACGCUCACGCCUCAGUGGGGCAAUAUGCAGCAGCGCAGCGAAUUGAGGGCCGCAUCAAAGACCUCGAUAUUUAUUUUGCUGCUGUGGUGCAGCAGCGCCUAAAAAGCAAACAUCUCCUCUUCAACGCCGCCUUAGAAAGAAGCAGGUUCAAAGAAAUACGCAGACUCGCCACUGCGCUGGUCCGCUCAACGCAGUUAGCUAGCUAG